UACAAUUUUAAAAUGUCAUUCUAAAGAAAGAUCUAAUGUAAUAUUUUUGUUUUUAGCAUGUGCUGAUUUAGUGGAAAAAGCAACAGAAGAUGCUAGAUCAUCUCGAACAUCGAUACAGGGUGAGUCAUUGCUUCUUCCCUUACUGCAAGGUCUUCUCGAUAAGCCCGAAACGGAACAACCCGCCGCCGAUUCCGGUACAGAAUCCGGCGAGGAUCUCCGCUCCGGUUUAAUCCAAGAAGUCCAAACGGCCUUGGAUAAAUUAACAUUUAGCUUGAAAAAUCCUUCGACAACUAUGUCGGAGGAGCGCCGGAAUUCCCUUCUUCAAUUAGUCACAAGACUUCAACAAGGACUUUCAUCUCAAUUAACCCCUUCAAGUUCUUACGAGAGACGAUCAAGUUUACAAGGAAAUUUAAGUCGAAGAAAACAAAAUCGUCAUAGCAGACAUACAGUUGGUGUUACGAGUGAGGAAUUAGAGGAUGCGCGAAGAUUAAUGGAAGAAAUUGGAUUGGGGGGGAUGCCCCAAGAACAAAAUGUUGUUUUAGGAAGCGUUAAAGUUAAAAAUUCGAUAGCUAAGCCGUUUAUAAGUACCCAAUCUAGUCAAAGUCAAAGUGGAACGUCUUCAACUGUUGAUACUCCAACGGAAACUUCGGAAUCAAUCGAUUUUGGAAAUUCGAAAGAAUUAAAAGUUUUUAAUAAUAAUAAAAAAGAAUCGGAUACUGAUGAAGAUAGCACUAUUAAAAUUAAAAACGGAGAUAAGCAACAACCAAAGCCGGAUCUUAUCAUGCAAACAAAUCCGAUUUAUCAUCAAAAUCGUUCUAACGAAGAAAGUGAUGAUGAAUUUAAUAAUCAAUAUAACGAAAAAGCGAAUCGUUUUAACACAAAAAAAUUAAAAAUGAAGAGAGCGAAUACGAUCGAUAUUCCGAAACCGUUAAAAUAUUACGAAUGUGAUGACGAUGAAUCGGAAAACGAAGAAAUUGGUCGAAGAAAUAGUUAUUUAGCUUUAAGGGGGCCAAUUCACGUUGGAAAAUUUAACGUUUCCAAAAAAGUACCUCAAUUUGAAGCGAAAACCGAGAACGAUAAAAAAUUUUUGGCGUUUAUUAAUAAACAAAACGAUGGGGAUCAAAAUCCACCGAUAAAAACGCCGUGGAUUAAAUCUAAAUCAACCCCAAUUUGGAGUAAUCAUAAUUCCCAAGGUGGCUUAGGAAAAAUUAAAAGUAAUUUUGAACCGAAAAGUCCCACUGCGAAUGUUAAUUCGGCAAGGAAUUUUUGGAAAAGUGCCGAUGAUGCCGUAACAGCGGGGAAACAAAAAACUUUUGGCCCUAAAAUUAGUAGGCAAAGCGCGAGGAAUUUGCAAGAGAUGUUUGAAGAGAAACAAAGGAAAAAUCGCGAGGAUAAAUGGAACGAUAAAAAUGUUGUUACUGGAUCGUUAAAGGUUGACACGAAAAAUUUAGAAACUAAUAAAAUUAAGGUUAUUGCCCAACCAAAUCCUGUUAAUAAAUUUAGUUAUAAUCCGAUGAUGUCAGCUUUUCGACCGGUUAAACCACAAAAGAAUUUGUAUAAAGAAAAUAAGGAAUCUGAUAAAGAAAUUAAAGAAUUAAAAGACGGCGUUUCUUAUUUGUAUAGUCCAAAACCGUUCUCGCCCCAAGAUUCGCCUUCAUCACCGGUUGGAAACACUCCAUGGUGUUCAAAAUCAAACGAAAAUAGCCGCGUUUUGAGUAUAGCAGCGUCAAGAUUCGAGAAUCAAAAAGGAAUGGAUCAAAAGCCUUUGAAUUCGCCGAAUAUUGUGAAAAAUUUGAACCAAAAUAGAAACUCUGUAAGAAAACUUAGCGGCCAAUAUGACAGUUUGAGUCAAAAUUUGAAUUACAAUCAAAGGGUGUUUAUUCCAGGUGAAAAUUAUACGAUUUCUUAUCAGAAUCAACCUCAAGAAAUUAAAAAACCUAAUAUUUAUAACGCUGAGUAUACGAUAACACAAAAAAUUAAUUUUCCAGUUCCGAUUGUAUCUAAUGUUGCUAAUAAUGUAGUUGAUGAUGUUGUUUCUGAUGAGGUUGAGCACAAUUUGAAGCAACAAGAAUUGUUAGAAAGUUUACGAUUUAAUCAACCCGAUUUUGUGCAAGAUACAAAAUCGGGAUUUGAACAUCAAAAUGUUAAUGCGUAUCAACCAAGCUAUGAGAGUGAUUAUAAUAAAUAUCAAGGUGAUGAUAAACAAUUUACUUCUAAUUAUCAAUUUAAACCGGAUUUAAAUCGAAAUGAAUUUAUGGGGAAUAAACAAAAUAAUUAUUUUGAUGAUGAAUCAAGUCCAAAUCAAUUUUCUAGACAUCCUCAAGGAGAUUUCCAGAAAAGUUAUCAUCAAAUUGAUGAGGUUCAAAAAGAUUAUCAUCAAAAACAACUUAAAAAUCUUAAAAAUAAUGAUAAUUAUCAAAUAAAUCAUCAAAAUGAUCACAUUCAAGAACACACACCUGUAAAUAGUCGUGUUAUGACCGGCCCAAUUGGUCAACAAGCAGUUAUGGUCCAAAGUAAUAGUCCAAAAAAACGAGAAGAACACGAUUUUGAUUUGGCCUUAAAUUUAAGGAGUUCCCUCCAAAAAUUGAGUCAAACGCAAAAUCAGGACUUAAAAGAACCGAAAUCGCCUACAUCCAAAGGAUUGGUUGUUUAUAAUAAUGUAGCCCCAAAUUUGAGCCCAACGAGAAAGCCGAUGGUUUGUUUAAACGAUAAACCGAUGGAGUCAUUAGAAAUUAAUGAAGAUGGGGAAUCGGUUUUGACAAGUAAAUUUCACAUCCAAGUAAAAAAACCUGAUUUGCAAGCUAAUGUCUUAUCAAAAUCGGAAUCUUGGCACCAAAUUUGUCAAGGGAAAGAGUUGGUUGCGAAUAAACCAUCACCGAGAGCAUCACCGAAUAGCCGAUUAGUGACAAGAUCAAAAUCGAGUCACUCAUUAGCCGUUCCUAAACAAUACGAGGCUGGAAUGUCGAAACAAGAAAUGGCCGAGAAACAAAAAAGCCUCGAAGCUUAUUUUGGAGGAAAAAAUCAAAAUCAAUUUCAAAAUAAACCAAAAUCAUCGAUAAACAGAGUAAAAACGUCGCAAAAAAUCUCAACGCAACGAUCUCAAUCGAUUUCGUCAUCUUCAACGUCUUUAGAAAGGAGUUUUACUCAAGGGCCGGUGACAACAACAUCCCAAGUAACUUCUCGAGUGACAACCGAACAAAUAACAAAAAAACCGAUGUCUCCAUUCGCUAAAUUUAGACAACUGGAUAAGCAGAACAGUCUAAAUUCGCCACCGAGCACUCCUAAAACGCCUACGGGGAGCGGUUCCUUCUUUAAAUUCACUGAUCCCGCCCUAAAUCAAAGCGCGAACACGAUCAAACAGAGGUUAUUGCAGUGGUGUCAAAGGAAAACCUAUGGAUACCAGAACGUCCAAUUAGAUAACUUUUCGACAAGCUGGGCAGAUGGCAUGGCAUUUUGCGCCUUAAUCCACCAUUUCUUACCGGAAGCUUUCGACUAUGAUGCCCUCAACCCGAAGAAUCGAAGGCAUAAUUUUACCCUCGCCUUUCAAACAGCCGAAGAUAAGGCGGGGAUAGCUCCACUUCUUGACGUUGACGACAUGGUAGCCAUAAGCAAACCGGAUUGGAAAUGCGUCUUUACUUAUGUUCAAGCGAUUUAUAGGCGAUUCAAAGAUGAAGAUUGAAGAUUUUUUUGGUUUUUCAAUCGCAUUUAUUUAUUUUUUUGGUUUUAUUUUCUUUCUGUGAUUCAUACUCUUUUUAAAGGGUGCAACUAUAAAAAAAUCGUUACAAAAAAAUGUUACAAAACAAUACUGUCAUCAUCUGUCCAAAACUAUAUUAUUUUUUUACUCUGCUACGCUAUAAUGUUACUCCUAAUACCUUGUACUCGCUUAUUUAUUAACUAUUAUUAUUAUCUACGUAUUUGUUAAGUUUUUCACGUAUUAUACAUGUUUAUCUUGUGCCGUUUUAAACAAAAAGGGAUGUUGCUUUUCGUAUUUGUUUACCAAUUUUUGCGCAUUUAAAAAAAUAAUUAUUUCAAUUUGAUUUGUGUGUUGAGGAGAGGGGUGAGGAUUAUUUGAGAUGGUGAAAAGACGAGUUUAUGUACGCCUUUAUAAUGUUAAAAAAAAUAACAGAGUUUAUAUCUUUUUAUAAGAUUUCUAACAAUAAAUAUAAACAAAUUUA
Messenger RNA from Onthophagus taurus, 4175 nucleotides. NCBI's taxonomy places the organism in Eukaryota, Metazoa, Arthropoda, Insecta, Coleoptera, Scarabaeidae. The record is from RefSeq and is a predicted model, not a curated record.